GAGGUGAGGUGAGGUGGAGCGUUGCAGGCUUGCUGAUCUCACGGCUAUUCAGGGACAGGUUGGACUGGUUUCUCCUCCACAGCACUGGUGUCUUUUGGCGGCUGUUGUUCAUAGAGAGGGAGGAAGAAGUGAAGAGAUUAAAGAGGGAGCGUGGAAAGAGUGAAAGGGUUCUCUGCACGUUUCAACGUUUGACUCGGAAAGACAUUUCACCAUGACAGAGGAUGGGGAGUAUUAUGGAAAGCAUGGCGAGCCGAAGAAGUAUGACCCGACGUUCAAAGGCCCCAUCCACAACAGAGGCUGCACAGACAUUGUGUGCUGCAUCCUCUUCGCUAUCGCCAUUGUGGGUUAUAUUGCAGUUGGAAUACUUGCCUGGUCUCAGGGGGAUCCCAGAAAGGUGAUCUAUCCCACAGACAGCCGAGGCCAGUUCUGUGGGCAGGCUGGCACCCCACUGGAGAACAAGCGUCUGUUGUUCUACUUCAACAUCAUGAAGUGUGCCAGUCCUAUGGUGCUGCUGGAGUUCCAGUGUCCCACCACACAGAUCUGUGUGGACAAGUGCCCUACGAAGUUCAUGACGUUAGUCCAAGCUUACUCCAACAAAAAGGACUUUGAAUACUACAAGAGCUUCUGCCAGGAGGGCGUGACUGACUCAAUGGGAAUACCACACAUCCUAAAGGCACGUCUCUGUCCUGCUAUUCUGACGCCAAGCGUACCCUUCACACGCAGGUGCUUCCCAGCUUUGGGCCAGAAAGGCGGCGUGAUCACUGUGGGGAACAAGUCUCAAUUUGAAGAUGAAACUGGAAGAAUUCGAGAUGCCAAGGACCUUGUGGACGGAGUCAAGAAUGCCACUGUGGUUAUGGAGGCGCGUCAGGUGGUUAUGAAAAUCUUUGAGGAUUACACACAGUCCUGGUACUGGAUUCUCAUAGGGUUAGUUAUCGCGUUGCUCCUCAGCCUGCUCUUCCUCGUUCUGCUGCGCUUCCUGGCUGGAAUCAUGGUGUGGGUCAUGAUUGCACUGCUGAUACUGGUAAUAGGAUAUGGUAUCUUCCACUGCUACAUGGAGUAUGCUUCUCUGAAGGGAGAGCCUGGCUCUAACGUGACCAUCCAGGAUCUUGGCUUCCAGACGGACUUCACAGUCUACCUGCAGAUCAGACAGACCUGGCUGGCCUUCAUGAUCAUCCUGGCCAUUGUGGUGGUCAUCAUCAUCCUCCUGCUCAUCUUCCUCAGGAAAAGGAUUCUCAUUGCCAUCGCUCUCAUCAAAGAAGCCAGCAGAACCAUUGCCCAUAUGAUGUGCUCCCUUUUCUACCCUCUCUUCACUUUCCUCCUCCUGGCCAUCGUUAUCGCCUACUGGGGAGUCACUGCAGUUUUCUUGUCCACAUCAAAUGAGCCCAUCUACAAGGUCUUUAAUGAGACGCUGUGUGAACACUCCAGAGAAGUUUGUGAGCCGGCUAACUACUCGACCAGCGACCAGCAAAGAGCGUGCCCAGACUCCCAGUGCCUCUUUGCGUUCUAUGGAGGAGAGACCGUUUACCAUAAAUACCUGAUUGCGCUGCAGUUCUACAAUGUCUUCCUCUUCUUCUGGUGUGCCAACUUUGUCAUUGGUCUGGGACAGAUGACGCUGGCCGGGGCCUUUGCCUCAUAUUACUGGGCCGUUGUUAAACCAGACGACAUGCCAGCCUUCCCAGUCUUUUCCUCCUUGGGGAGAUCACUCAGGUAUCACACUGGGAGUCUGGCGUUUGGUUCCCUUAUUCUCUCCAUAAUUCAGAUCAUCAGGGUUCUGCUGGAGUAUCUGGACCACAAACUUAAAGGAGCCCAGAAUAAGUGUGCGAGGUUCGUGUUGUGCUGUUUGAAGUGCUGCUUCUGGUGUUUGGAGAAAUUCAUCAAGUUCCUAAACAGAAAUGCCUACAUUAUGGUGGCAAUUCAUGGCAAAAACUUUUGUGCCUCAGCCAAAGAUGCCUUCUUCCUCCUCAUGAGGAACAUGAUCAGGGUUGCUGUCUUGGAUAAAGUCACAGAUUUCCUCUUGUUUUUGGGCAAAUUGCUCGUUGUUGGCCUCGUGGGCGUCUUUGCCUUCUUCUUCUUCUCUGGAAGAGUGAAAGCCUUUGAGGACACGGCUCCCACUCUCAACUAUUACUGGGUUCCCAUCCUGACCGUGGUGGUUGGUUCGUACCUCAUUGCAAGUGGAUUCUUCAGCGUGUACAACAUGUGUGUGGACACUCUGUUCCUCUGUUUCUGUGAAGACCUGGAGCGCAAUGACGGUUCGGCCGCGAGGCCUUAUUUCAUGUCGCCGACUCUCCGUGAGAUUCUGUGGAAGAGCAAGGCCGAGGACUCGUCUUCGUUUUCCGCUCAGCAACGGGAAGACGAGGAGUUGAAACAGCGGCAGACUAAAGAGGAGGAUGUGUCUUAGAGUCGUUUUUAGGAGAAACCGAAGAGGCUACAAGCACAUGAACACUGAACACUUCUUUAACAACUACAGUUAAGAAGUAGAAAAUUCUCUUUUGCACUUAACCCACUUGUCUCAAAGAGGCAGAUUGUGGUGCAAUGAUAAGACGGACAAUUCCAGGUUCAGUGUUUUUGCUUCACGACACUCAAAACAAGUAGAUUCAACCUCUCUGUGUUGAGGACUGCAUGAAAGACCGUCUUUUUAUUCACUACUGACCCCUAAACAUUUAACUUUAACCUCAGAAAAUGUUUAAAUUUAAAUUGACCAUUCACUAAAUUCCUCUUACAGUCCGUGUUUAUACAGAUCUCUCUAUAAGCCAAGCUUUCACUAUAUUUUUCUCAUCUCUUCUGUCGCCCCCUGGUGGCUAUUCAAUGGAUUAUAAAUUAUGGAUAAGGCCAAACCCGGAAGACUACAUUCACUAUUUAUUUAUUUUUUCAAGUUGAAGUCUUUUUUAACUAAUUAAGAAAUUUUGAAGCAACAGUAACUACUGGGAUUAAGUGAAUGGUCAAUUAACCAAGCUUGUCUCUUGGAACCAGUGCUUUAACAUGUACAUAGGAUUAUUACAGGCAUAAUUUGAUGCUUUGUGAAUAUGACGAUCUCCGACUGGAGGUGAUGAGAUUUUAGUGUUGACAGCCAGGUCUGUCGUCGUCUUCUUCUUCUUUUAAUGACGCAGUUCUUUGGAUUUCUGUAGCUGCUUUGUGUUUAAUAUUAGAGUUUUCAGACGUAAUCUGACGUUUCUUGUGCAAAGAAAAAGUGCAUUUGACAGCCUCUGGCCACUUGAAACUUGAAGCCGUUCAUGUGCCUGAUUUACUGUGUUAACGUUGGUCUGUUUGCGUCUGUGACUUAAAAUAAAAAAGGGUACUCGCUUGUUUACGGUCAGUGCAAACGGCACAAUAUAAUCAUCAGUGGUGCGUUUGUUAGUAUGCUGUGUCAUCGAUGCACUUUAUAUUUUCUCCCGUUUCACACAAAGCCAUUACCGAUGUGUAUCUGUGUGAAUGAAUGCUGGUGAUUUUACUUGAAGGUAGUUGUUUUAUAAUUUCAUGUCACGUUUAUAUGAUUGUGUAAGGUUCCCCACUUAAACGAUUGAUUUUUCUACCUGAAGAAAAAACUGGAUUCUGACAUUCAAAUAUAGGCAGGAGUUAAGCAUUUAAAAAAAAUUAAAAUAAAAAAAUUUAGCAGGUGUUUAGGUGAAAAAAAGCUUAAUGCAAACAAA
Solea solea (common sole) is the source of this 3647-nucleotide messenger RNA. RefSeq names its product choline transporter-like protein 2. Gene Ontology annotation, cellular component: membrane. Gene Ontology annotation, biological process: choline transport; transmembrane transport. Bases 212 to 2398 code for a protein of 728 amino acids. Lineage: Eukaryota; Metazoa; Chordata; Actinopteri; Pleuronectiformes; Soleidae. The transcript is spliced from 22 exons. The record is from RefSeq and is a predicted model, not a curated record. Gene Ontology annotation, molecular function: choline transmembrane transporter activity.